Molecule: messenger RNA, 954 nt
Organism: Stomoxys calcitrans (stable fly)
Lineage: Eukaryota; Metazoa; Arthropoda; Insecta; Diptera; Muscidae
Exons: 1
Coding region: 93-623 (176 amino acids)
Source: RefSeq, a predicted model, not a curated record
UUUAUCCAGACAAUCGAAUAAAACGGAGUAGAUAAGAGUAUAAAAUUUCCUUAAAAACCUCCGAACGCAUUGCAUCGAAAAGGAUUAUUGCAAUGCAAAAAUUGGUGAUUGUGUUUUUGGUUAUAGGCCUGACUGCUGCUUCCCCGCAUCAUCACAAAUCGAAAAAAGCCUUAGUGGGUGUCGGUGUCGGCGCUGGUGCUGGACUUGGAUUGGGAGUUGGUUUGGAUCUGGGAUUAGGUUUAGGUGCAGGCGCUGGAGUAGGGGCAGGUGCCGGCCGUGAUUCAAGCAGUAGCGAAGAACAUGGAUGUGACAGAUGCGGCCAUAAGCACCGUCACAGAGAUCAUCAUGGUGGCGGAAAUAGUGGUGAGGGCCACUUUAAUGUCCAAACACCUCCUGGCAGUGUAGGUGGCGGCUAUGGAGGUGGUGGCGGUGGUGGUUUUGGAAGUGGAGGCGGUUUUGGAGGUGGUUUUGGAGGUGGUAGCGGUGGAGGAUAUGGUGGUGGUGCUGGCUUCGGCGGUGGCCAUGGAUAUGAUGGAGGCAAUGGACAUGGGAGCAGUUCAGGAUCUUUCGCCACGUCAAGUGCCCAAGCGUCCUCGUCUAGCGGAAGUUACUCUCAUGGCUAAAAUUAUUUAGUAAUUUAAAUUAUUAUAAUAUAAAUAUCCAUUUGGUCAUAAAAAUAAAUAAACAAUUUUAAUAUUUUUUGUUUUGAUGAUAUGUUGGACAUUUUUAUACCCUACAUCACCACAGUGGUGUUAAAACUUUUGUGCAUUUGUUUGCAACAUUAGCAAAACCUUAAAUUCCAAUCCUACAUCAAUUAUCUUGGUCUUAACAUUGGGUUGUCUCUAGAGUUAGAUUCGGCCCGGCCGAAACAAAACACGUCGUGCAAAAUUUCAUUCCAAUCGGAUAAGAAUUGCGCCCUCUAGAGACUCAAGAAGUCAAGACCCAAGAUCGGUU